AUGUCUAUUCGCAUCCUCCACACAAUGCGACCGCAAUUCCUCUCGCGAACGCGUUAUUUAAACGCCCCUCGCACCUUCACCACCUCCGCCCGGUUCUUCUCCGCAGACCCGCCCGCCUCUUCAGUCGCAGCCUCAUUCCUCUCCCGCUUCCAAUCGUCCGGUCCUCAAACACGAACUCAAACACUCGACGCGAAUCAAUUACAACUUCUCACACUCACGCUGAACCGUCCUUCCUUAUACCCGGGCUCGCCUUCGGUUUCCAAUACACCAAAUGCGCCUCCACUUGACACCCCCGUGCCUCCGGGCUACCACCUUGUUUACUUCACGCCUGCUUUCUUAGAAGGAGAGCUGGGCGCUGAUGGUACCGAUGCAUCCUAUAACCCCGAGUUCCCGUUUACGAGACGCAUGUGGGCUGGUGGGGAGGUCUCUUGGCCUCGGGGCGCAGAUGGAAAGCCGAAUCCCUUACGUGUGGGACAGGAAGUCCGCGAGACGACGCGUGUGCUUAGCGCCGAGUCUAAGGUUGUCAAGAAGACGGGCGAGGAUAUGAUCGUUGUCGGUGUUGAGAAGGAAUUCUCGAAUGAACAUGGUGUCUCGAUUAUUGAUCGAAGGAAUUGGGUAUUCCGCAAAGCGUUACCAAUCCCAUCAACUUCGACACCGACUAGCACCGCGCCCCCGUCAACAUCGCAUCUCACAGAGACCUCUGCCUCGAACAUCUCCACCGAAGGCACCACCCAUUCAAAAACAUUCGUCCAAUCCCCCGUGACACUCUUCCGCUUCUCAGCCCUAACAUUCAACCCGCAUAAAAUCCACUACUCCCUACCCUGGGCGCGUGAUGUCGAGGGACACAGGGAUAUCGUUGUCCACGGCCCAUUGAACUUGAUCUCGAUCUUGGAUUUGUGGCGAGAUGUCCGGGAUCAGGGGAAUAGUGGUGUCGAUCCGACUGCGGUUAUUCCACGGAGUAUCUCGUAUCGGGCGACUAGUCCGUUAUAUGCGGGUGAUGAGUAUAAGAUUGUCCUGCAGGAGAAUGGGGAUGUGGCCAAGGUGCAGAUUCUGGGGCCUGGAGGUGUCGUUGCUAUGAAGGCGGAGAUUCAGGCGUGA
Penicillium cataractarum is the source of this 1098-nucleotide messenger RNA. Its product is annotated as hydroxyacyl-thioester dehydratase HTD2. The record is from RefSeq and is a predicted model, not a curated record. Gene Ontology annotation, cellular component: mitochondrion. NCBI's taxonomy places the organism in Eukaryota, Fungi, Ascomycota, Eurotiomycetes, Eurotiales, Aspergillaceae. Gene Ontology annotation, molecular function: (3R)-hydroxyacyl-[acyl-carrier-protein] dehydratase activity. The transcript is spliced from 2 exons. The coding region runs from base 1 to 1098 and encodes 365 amino acids.